AUGUUGCAGGGGAGAAAUUUGGAACACUUAAAGAUCCCAUUGAUUGACAUAGUGUCAGCCACCGAGAAUUUUGCUAAAACAUACAUCAUUGGGACAGGGUCAUAUGGUGAGGUGUACAAAGCAGAGCUUGACCAUUUUGAUAACGAAAAUGUCUUGUUGUCAGAACAUAAUAAUAAAGAAGGAAUUCCCAAGAAACACAGUACUGUAGCUAUAAAACGCAUACUGAAAAGAGAAGACAUGCAAGGAGAAGAAGGAUUCCUUCGAGAAAUUGAAAUGCUUACUAGUUGUAAACAUCCUAACAUAGUCACUCUUCUUGGAUUUUGUGAUGAAGAUGGUCAUAUGAUACUUGUUUAUGAGCAUGCUUUUAAUGGAAGCCUCGAUGAUUAUUUGGGAAGAACCGGUAACUUGAAUAAUCUUACAUGGGUGCAACGUAUAAAGAUUUGCAUUGAUAUUGCAUGCGGAUUGAAUUAUCUUCACACUGAGAUAGAGGACGAACGAAGGAUAAUACACCGCGACAUAAAAAGUGGUAAUAUUUUAUUAGGUGAGAACUGGGAGGCGAAGAUUGCUGAUUUUGGGCUUUCCAAAUUUCGUCCGGAGAGUCGACAACUGAACACUCUUUACACCCAAACUAUUGCAGGCACGCAAGUAUAUUUGGAUCCAGAAUAUGAUUACACGGGUAAGUUGAAAAAUGAAACAGAUAUUUACUCAUUUGGAGUCGUUUUGUUUGAGAUUAUGUCUGGGAGGCUUGCAAAUGAUCCAAUUUAUACCAAGGAAAAUAGCAAUGGGAUUGCACCGGUGGCAAGACGACGUUUCAGUGAGGGAACAAUGAAGGAAAUGGUAGAUUCUAGGUUAAUGGAAGAAACACACGACACCAUUUUCACUUUGAAUAGAGGACCCGACCAAGAUUCCUUGGAUAUAUUUUCAAAAAUUGCAUAUCAAUGUGUGGCAACAACUCAAGCUGAGCGUCCUACAGUCGAAGUCAUCAUCAAGAAACUUGAGGAAGCGUUAUCUUCUCAAGAACACCCCAAGGACAACCUCAAAUUUUCACUUGAGGACAUAGAAUUGGCGACAGGAAACUUCAGCGACAACAAUCUCAUUGGAAGGGGAGGACAUGCAGAGGUAUACAGAGGAGAUGUUACACAAGGUAAUGUGCGUAAGACGAUUGCUGCAAGAAGAUAUGGCAAGAGUAAUGGAGAUGAGGGGGAACGAAGAUUUUUGAUGGAGCUUCAAAUUCUUUUGGAGUAUAAACAUGAGAAUAUCAUCGGUCUUGUAGGAUAUUGCAACGAAAUGGAUGAAAAAAUCAUUGUUUAUGAAUACGCGCCUAGAGGAAGUCUUGAUAUGCAUUUGAAUGACCUUGAUCUUACGUGGAUGAAACGGCUUGAGAUAUGCAUUGAUAUUGCAAGUGGGUUGGACUUUCUUCAUGGAGGUGCGGGAACACAAGAGGUGGUGAUGCAUAGAGACAUCAAAAGUUUUAACAUUCUACUAAAUGAUGAUUGGAAAGCAAAGAUCAGUGAUUUUGGGAUUUCGUCAACAAGUCCUAUAAAUAAGGAUAUGGACUUUGUCAUUAAUAAUGCUUAUGGCACACUCGGCUAUAUUGACCCACUAUACAUGGACUUGGGUUUCUUAACCGAAGAAUCUGACAUAUACUCGUUGGGUGUUGUUUUAUACGAGAUUGUGUCUGGCAGAUUGAUCUUUGAAUACAUAAAUGAUGAACUUCAAAUUCUAACUGAUUUGUAUAAACGUCGUUAUGAAGAAGGAAAUUUUGAUGAGAUGGUGUUUGAUGGUAUAAAGGAACAAAUUGCCCCAAAAUCAUUGACUACGUUUCUAAAAAUGACCUACGAAUGCUUAAAUGAUGAAAGAGAAAAACGUCCUACAACAGGAGAGGUGUUACUUCGACUUAAGCAAGCAUUGGAAAUCCAGGAGGAUUAUGAAAUAUGGGAGCCUAAAUUGCCAAAUGACUAUGAAGAAGUAUUAAAGAUGUCAAUUUUUUGUGACAUCUACUCUACUAAUAAGAAAAAGGAUCUCUACAACAUGCUUUCCAAAGGAAUCCUCCUUCAAGAGGGAAAAGUGAUGUUUUCACUAGCCGAAAAUGGAGAAAGAAAUGUAAUGAUAUCAGCAAAAAAAAUUUCCUACAUAAACCGUUGUCUACAUAGAUGGCGAUCUGUUCCAAAAUCAAGGUUUAAGGUAGUAGCAGAGAUGUUAGAUAUUUUGAAUUUAAAGAUGAAAAUCAAGACAAAAAGUACCAUAUAUGUUGAAGGCAUUGAGUUUCGAGCCAUUGACAAUGUGAAACAUGAAGAAAUAAAGGAAUCGAAGGAAGUCCAACAUGUAUUGAAACCAGACUCAAACAUGGAUCUCAUGCAACAAUUGCCAACUAAUCCUGAAGAAAUAUUUAAAAGAUCUGAAAACGAUGAUAACUGUGAAAAGUUGUUCUUGCUCAACGAAGUGAACGGAAAGAAACAUCUUAUGCUUUCCGCAAAUGCGGUUGUUUACAACUCUUCUGAUGUGAAGCUUUUCAAAACAAAACCAUCGAUUCAAACCAGAUUUGCAGAGGUGAUUGAGCUUCUACCACAACAAGUAUUCCGUAUAAAUUGCACCAUUAAAAGUCAAAUGUUAUCACAAGAUACAGAGUAUGCAUGUUACCUUGUCUACAAGCUUUCCGAGAAAUGCCAUGGACUGCAUUGCCCUGUGAAAGUUCGAGAUCUACUCCACAGGAACAACAAGGAGGUUGGAAUUGUUUAUUUUAGAUCCCCAAGCCCAUGGAAUUUACAUGAAUCUAAUCAUGCUCCCGAACAAAGAGCAGAUGGAUUGAUGGAGGUUAAGAUCUGGAAAUUCAACUUAAAUCAUGAAGUUACAAAAAAUGAUCGUUUUCGUGUGAAUUUGAAGUUAAUUAGUUAUGAAGGAACUUUGUCUGGUUUUAUUGUAUGUGGCCUUGAGUUUCGGCCCAAUGUAAUGUGUGAAGUUGUUUGUUAAAUCAGUUGUAUAUAUAUUAUUUUUAUAAAAUUGAAUUAGUCAAUUGAUAAU
Molecule: messenger RNA, 3021 nt
Organism: Lactuca saligna
Lineage: Eukaryota; Viridiplantae; Streptophyta; Magnoliopsida; Asterales; Asteraceae
Source: the annotation of a GenBank genome assembly